Molecule: messenger RNA, 2010 nt
Organism: Aspergillus ochraceoroseus IBT 24754
Lineage: Eukaryota; Fungi; Ascomycota; Eurotiomycetes; Eurotiales; Aspergillaceae
Exons: 4
Coding region: 1-1917 (638 amino acids)
Biological process (GO): protein polyubiquitination
Molecular function (GO): protein binding
Source: RefSeq, a predicted model, not a curated record
AUGAUUAUGCUCUUCGUCUUGCAUCCUGCAGUGCAGUUACAGUCUGUUUCCAAGCGAUUUUUCACACUCGCUCGCGACAAUAACCUGUGGAGACUCCACUGCUACGAGAAGACAUGUCCCGCUUUAGCCGCCACACGCCUCAAAAAGACCAUCUCCGAAAGCCUCGUCACGAAUCCUACGGCAUCUCUUACAUCGCUGGGCCAGACAUCACUACGUUCGUUGAUCCAGCCUCAACUCGGUGAUGGCACACCGGAUGGCCAUCCUCAGGUUCCGUCCUUUGGUGAGAGGGCAAGGGCAGUGGCCGCGUGGGAUCCCUCUGGGGAGGGGGAAAAUGUCGACUGGUAUUCAGAAUAUGUCGCUCGGAAUGGACCAAUUUCAUUAAGUUGGCUUCAGCAACCAUUUAUAAAGAGCCAAGGCGGAAUGGGCCUUUUGCGCGACUGGAUGGUCUCACCCUUAGGUGACGGUAGCGUAUGUGUUUGGGAUCUCAAUCACUCCCAUUCUAUUGGCUCUCAGGCUACGAAGGGCAAUAUUCUUGGAAUGAGUGCUCCAGGUAUUUUAACGGCCGAUCUGUCUCGAAGACGAGAAAGCUCGGCGGCCAAGUCUGCGCUCGAAUUUAUCAACCUCGGAGAGUGCGUGAGCGUCGAUUCAAUUCGCCAAAGGGCUUAUCUAGCUGUUGGAAAUGUUUUGAACGAAGUGGACCUAGAAACCCUGAGAGUCGUCUCUCAACAACGCUUCCCCUGGUCGGUUUUUGCUAUAUCGCAGGAAACCGACUAUUCUGUGCCGCUAACUGUGGCAACCACGCUGAGCUUGCACAUAUACGACGGCAGACUGUCUGAAGUAGAGGAGAAGGAAGCUAUCACAUUACGCUGCGAGCAGCCAGCCAUUCCUUUAGUUCCAGAUUCGGAGAUCUAUCCUCCACCAGACUCGCCUCUAUUUCAGCUUCAGGCAAACGGGAAGCCUCCGCAUCGGAUUCGAAGCCCCGGGCCAUCGGACACAAGCGACAACUACGCUCCUCUAUUUCAACCGGGGCCUCUAACCCUUCUACAUCCUCCAGCUCCGCACGUGAAUUCGAUCUUCCUCGCAGGCCGUUUCCCAAGUAUACUGCAAUAUGAUCGCCGGUAUUUCCCCAGACUACAAAGUACUGUCCACUCAGGUGGACGGCUCUGCGGUCUUGUGUCAGUCCCUGCACCGCGAUUCCCCGUAUUUUCUAGCUCUGCAUUUCCGGAUUCGCACAUGGUGGUAGCUUGUGGGGAAUAUAACGGUAAGGGUUCGCUUGAGCUCUACAGUCUUACUCCCUCGGGCGAAAACGACGAAAACCGACCCUCAGGUUGCUCUUCAACCAUGUCUAUCAAGUAUCAAAAUCGACAAAGUGCCGCACGGUCGAAAAUUCUCUCCGUUGAAUCGCACGGGACUCGCAUCGUGUAUUCCGACGGAGAUGGUAACAUCAAAUGGGUCGAGCGCGACGGCCGUAGUGAAGUCCGACGACUAAAUAUUAACUCCUAUCGGUCACCUUUCGGAACAACUUUGAAGUCAACUACCCAAGCCUCGCCCUUUGAUGAUGACGAUGAAGCAGCUACAGCGUCUGGUCUGUGGGCUAGUGUCUCCCGUGCCCAGAAUGAGGGCGAUGUGGCACGUAAGAUCCUUCCAACAGGCGGAAAUCUGACUGGAGAUGAACUCCUCAUUUGGACAGGGGAGCGACUGGGCCGCGUCAGGUUUUCAGACACCCUAGAUUUGGAGUAUACAGACGAAGAGGACGAGAUGUCUCUUGACGGAGAAACCGACGAAGUGGCGCGCGAAGAAAUCAGGUCUAGAAAACGAGAAUUGAAGGCUCGUGAACGCGAGUACUCUAAGAUGAUGCGCAGAGCCCUCGAAAGACAAGCAGAUGAAGUACGGCGGAUGGGUGAUUUUGGUCUUUAAACUCAUUUCUACUCUCCCUUUCACCCCUCGUGUUUUUGUUUAUUGGGCAUGACGCAUCCCACUUAUCUAUCGAAAGUCCGAAGCCUGUUUCCC